This is a messenger RNA of Auanema sp. JU1783, 1191 nucleotides long. The record is from the annotation of a GenBank genome assembly. NCBI's taxonomy places the organism in Eukaryota, Metazoa, Nematoda, Chromadorea, Rhabditida, Rhabditidae.
AUGACGAGCUGUUACCUUAAGCAAAGACCUCAGAUAUUUAAUCCUCCUGAUAUCAUUGAAGAUCAAUUUGUAUUUAAUUCCAAACGUUUACCUCCAACUCAACUAACUAAUGAAAGAUUCAUGUCUCAUGAAUACUGUAAUGAUACAAUUCGUUACCAACCUCGCCAGUACUUGUACAAUCCUAAGAAAGCUCAAAAGACCAAAUCCGCUUCAGAUGUUCGUUUCAAAAUGGACAAGAUGUAUUGUAGAAGAGCUGUUAGUCUCGAGUCUACAGUUAUUCCGUCUUAUUCUAGAAAGGUGUUCGUGGGUGGUCUGCCAACAGACGUUCCUCGCCACUAUGUCGAAAGAAUGUUCCAGCAGUUUGGUGAUGUAAUGGUUGAUUGGCCUAGAGCUGCUUCUCACUAUAAAGCUGGUCGUAAUACAACUCCCUGUACAUUAAAUGGUUAUGUCUUCCUUGUAUAUGAAAAUGAAGAAUCAGUCAGUCGGUUGAUAAACACUUGUAUUUCCGAACCAAAUGAUAAUCACUAUUGGCUGAGAAUGGAAAGUCCAACCCUGUUUAUUAAAGCUGCUCAAGUUCGGCCAUGGGCUUUGUCCAAUAUUAACUAUGUGCCUUAUCCUGCUAUACAAAUAGAUCCUCGCCGAACUGUUUUUGUUGGAGGAGUUCCUCGUCCCGCUACUGCAAAAGAAUUAGCCCAAAUUUUAGAAGCUCAUUUUGGUACUGUUGUAUAUGCUGGUGUGGAUAUUGACCCAGAAUUACGUUAUCCUAAGGGAGCUGCUCGUGUAAAUUUUGCUACAUAUGAGUCUUAUAUCAAAGCCAUAAAUGGUCGUUUUGUCAAAAUGGAGAAGAUGGAAACGAGCAAAAGAGAAGUUGAAAUUAAGCCUUAUGUAAUGGAUGAUAUGAUGUGCGAUGAAUGCUUCGGCUCUCGUAACGGCAAUGAGUUUGCAGCUUACUUCUGUGGCCAUAAACCGUGUCGCCAAUAUUACUGCCAGCGUUGCUGGGAUUUGAUGCAUACUGGAAACCGUGCUGAUCAUCGUCCAUGUGUUCGUCAAGGAGAUCAGACUAAGGAGUUAUCUGAACUUCCUCAUCAUUCCUCGAAAACCUCUCAGAUCAACACAGAUCUGUUGUUGAAGAUGCUGUGUGCGUCCUCCAACAAGCCGUUGCUUAGUCCGUGGGGAAUUUCGUUGGUUUAG